Messenger RNA from Plodia interpunctella (Indianmeal moth), 985 nucleotides. RefSeq lists its product as uncharacterized. Lineage: Eukaryota; Metazoa; Arthropoda; Insecta; Lepidoptera; Pyralidae. The transcript is spliced from 6 exons. Bases 145 to 957 code for a protein of 270 amino acids. The record is from RefSeq and is a predicted model, not a curated record.
CAUGGUCAUUUCAGUAAAUGUCGCUUGUUACAAAUACGGCCAUAAGCAUGUACUAAGGAAUAAAAUUAUUAAUGUAUAAAAUAACCUAAUUUAUUUCAACAUAAUUAAUAAAUUUACCGCGUACUAGUCGUAGCUUCGUUGGCAAUGAGAUCUCGUGUGACAGUGGAGACUCGCGGGGAAGGCGGGGAGAGCCUGAGCGGCGUGCUGAGCCUGCUGGGCGUGGUGGACGUGCUGGCGGCGGGCGGUGAGCGGCUGCUGCACGACGAGUACGAGCGCUGCGCCGCGCGCGUGCGCGUGUACCAUCGCUCGCGCUCCUCGCCCGAGCGCGCCAGAGGAGGGCGUGGCGAGCCGAACGCGUCUCCGCGCCCGCGCAGCCCGUCCGUGUCACCCGACCGCCGCCAAACACGAUAUCGCAUCACGCAACAGGCAGAAUCGGCGUACUUCUCCUCGCGGCCUCCACCCACGCCGCUGCAACUCAUCGUGAGGAGUCCGAGCGUCGCUCCAGAGACGGCGGCAGCGUCGGCCUCAGCCCAGCGACACACUCACACGUCGAAGAAAGCACAGGAAUGGCGACGCGGCAGUGGCAAACAUAAAAACAGGCGCCACGUGAAGACUCUCCUGCGGGAGCUGGUGGCGAGCCUGCCAUUGGCGGAGGGGACGUCGUCGCUCACCUCCGACUCCUGCAACGCGCCGCUGGUCUUGGACGUCCGCCAUGUGGCUGUACAAGCCAUUACCACAACUAAACCAGAGCGUAACUCGACACGCAACUCGUUCAGAGAUUGCGGCGAGGAGUGGGUUGGAGGCGUGCGCGCGCUGCGCGACUCUCACGUGCGGCUCGUGCUGCGCCAACUGCGCCACAUCGAGCGCCUCAAUCGCGCGCUCGACCGCGCCGCAAACGCCGCCGCACCGCUGCUAACUCCGCAUGCGCCCUCCACCGCACUAUCACUGGCAAAAUGAUUCAAUAUAUAAUCUCUAUAAAAGUUGA